AAAAAAGUAAAUUUAAAAAUUUUAAAAAAAUGUGUAUAACAAUAUAAAGAAAGACUUUUUUUUAAGUUGGAAUAAAAACUGUGAUAAUUUGAUUUACGAAUUUUUUGAAACAAAAUUUUCGAUAAAUUGUAAAAUUUUUUUAAAUUCGCGUAAAUUCAAAAAAGGAAAAAAGAAAAGUUUUUUGGAAGACUACUGCAAAAAUUUUUAACUUAACCCAGCAAGACUGCUAUCGCAACUAUUUGGUUUUGAGUUUGUUUUUUUUUAAUCAUCUUCACUAAAAGAAUCCAACGCCAUUGAAUAUAAGUUUGUCAUCAAAUUAAAACAAUACGUCAAUUAUCAAAAAUGGAAAAGACGGAAAAGAAAGCCAAAAUCACUCUACCGAACGAUAAAUCUUCAAAAACCACAAUCGCUGGCAAAACUGUAAAGAUUGCCGGUGGUGACAAACUAACACCUAAAGGCAAAUGUGCUGCAAAGUUGGUUGGUUGGAAAACGGGAGCUGGUAAAGGAAAAUCUCCGGGAGGAGAAGGAGCUGGUGCUGCUGAUGACCUUAAUGCCUGGAUUAAGUCGCGUCAACUACUUAAACCGGACGAUCAACUAGAGCUGACAGAAGCUGAACUUGGCGAAGAAAUAACCAUUUCUAACGCCCACCAAUACUAAUGUGGUUCUCAAUUUUGUAGUGUACAGUUUCAAGGAGGGCACUUUUGUUAAGAUUCCACCCACUGGUAAUACGGUCACAAUAUUUCAAUAGGCUGGUGAAAUUCUAUAGGGCAAAAUCACUUUCAUGAACCCCCCAAUUGCGGCGAGCUAGUUAGAUAACGUUAAGAGCCCUUUGAGCUGCUUUGCAUGCUACA
Molecule: messenger RNA, 851 nt
Organism: Glossina fuscipes
Lineage: Eukaryota; Metazoa; Arthropoda; Insecta; Diptera; Glossinidae
Exons: 2
Coding region: 343-657 (104 amino acids)
Source: RefSeq, a predicted model, not a curated record